AUGCACGAAACCAAAGUCAAACUGAACAAUAACGGAUUUAAUAAUGGAAUCGCAAAUUUAGGAAACGCCGAUUAUACUCUAGCACACGGAUCAUGCGUAUAUUUUUCACCCAAUUUAACUUAG
Molecule: messenger RNA, 123 nt
Organism: Ambispora leptoticha
Lineage: Eukaryota; Fungi; Glomeromycota; Glomeromycetes; Archaeosporales; Ambisporaceae
Source: the annotation of a GenBank genome assembly